Messenger RNA from Cervus elaphus (red deer), 390 nucleotides. Its product is annotated as cytochrome c-like. The record is from RefSeq and is a predicted model, not a curated record. The coding region runs from base 1 to 390 and encodes 129 amino acids. Gene Ontology annotation, molecular function: electron transfer activity; heme binding. Gene Ontology annotation, cellular component: mitochondrial intermembrane space. Gene Ontology annotation, biological process: mitochondrial electron transport, cytochrome c to oxygen; mitochondrial electron transport, ubiquinol to cytochrome c. The transcript is spliced from 3 exons. NCBI's taxonomy places the organism in Eukaryota, Metazoa, Chordata, Mammalia, Artiodactyla, Cervidae.
AUGGAGCACCUAGCCCUCACUCCACAAACAGCCCCUGGAAGAAGAGACCUUCGAUCCCUAGGACCUUCUAGGGAAGAUCCCUUGAAGAAGGGAAAGAAGAUUUUUAUUCAGAAGUGUGUCCAGUGCCAUACCAUGGAAAAGGCAGGCAGGCACAAGACUGAGCCAAGUCUCCAUGGUCUUUCUGGGCAAAAGACAGGUCAAACCCCUGGAUUUUCUUACACAGAUUCCAACAGGAACAAAGGCAUCUCCUGGGGAGAGGAGACACUGAUGGGGUAUAUGGAGAAUCCCAAGAAGUACAUUCGUGGAACAAAAAUGAUCUUCACGGGCAUUAAAAAGAUGGCAGAAAGGGCAGACCUAAUAACUUAUCUCAGAAAAGCUACUAAUGAGUAA